UUUAGUUCCCGCACGGGGUUCGGGGCUUCAGACUGCAUUAGGAGAGCAACUGGAGCAGAGCAACACAAAGAAUAACGCCCUUGACCUAGGUCGUCCAAGACUGAGGUACUGGGAGCCAUUUACACUUGUCAGGCGAGGCCGAGAACAGGAGGACCAUCGCCUUCACGUUCGCGCUCAGGAGACUGACCGAAAUUUCGCCCCGCUCUUCGAGCGCUCUCUCGGCCGCUCUUGAGAAUGGAGAGAUCCACCAGGGAGCUGUUCCUCAACUUCACAGUGGUCCUGAUAACCAUAAUCCUCAUAUGGCUUUUGGUGAGAUCCUAUCAGUACUGAGAGACUAUAUAGCCAAAGCUCUUCGGAUUAAACCGCGCCGAGCGUCUACGGGAGCAUGUGACCGCUACCGUGCCGUGGGGCGGGGUGGGGGGAAAUCUCUCUCUCUGCGCCCCCAGCUACGAAUCUCGCAACCCGUGGGAGCUAAGCUAUGAGGCGAUUUUCCCGUUCUCCACAUUGUCUGCCGCUUGUGUUUAGCCCGACGGUCUUCGACCGGUUCUGCGUCGGUGGGAUUCUAGGGUCUCCAAAAAAAUGCUGCCUUCACAAGCAGGGCGGGUCGGCCGGAGGCCGUUAGAUUCGUUCCGCAACUCUGAGCGUAAGGGCCAGUGGGUCGACAAGUCUCCGCGUCGGUUUUGGAAUCGGGUUGAUUUCUCGUCCGGGGAUUGUAAAUGCAGUGUAUUUGACCUUGCAAAUUGUUACUGAGUCAAAUGGCCUCAGAGGGGGGAAAAUGUCAAAUCCGUUAUUGUCACGUCCUAUUACUUUCACCGAAAUAAAAGAAAAAAACGUAAAAACGGA
Messenger RNA from Ornithorhynchus anatinus (platypus), 843 nucleotides. It is a transcript of the gene SLN, whose product is annotated as sarcolipin. The coding region runs from base 235 to 330 and encodes 31 amino acids. Gene Ontology annotation, molecular function: enzyme regulator activity. Gene Ontology annotation, cellular component: membrane. The transcript is spliced from 2 exons. The record is from RefSeq and is a predicted model, not a curated record. NCBI's taxonomy places the organism in Eukaryota, Metazoa, Chordata, Mammalia, Monotremata, Ornithorhynchidae.